Molecule: messenger RNA, 1096 nt
Organism: Mollisia scopiformis
Lineage: Eukaryota; Fungi; Ascomycota; Leotiomycetes; Helotiales; Mollisiaceae
Exons: 2
Coding region: 1-663 (220 amino acids)
Source: RefSeq, a predicted model, not a curated record
AUGACUUUGCGACUGCGAGCUAACCCGAAUUGGGACUAUCGCCAACAAAGAGGUACCGCUCAAUGCCAUUUUGAGCCAAUCGUGAUCUGCGGAGUAGUAUUCAACAUCCUCGCCGAUAUCUCAUUACUUGGCUGGGUUCUACCCAAGAUCUGCAAAUUCAAACUCCAAAUCGCGCAACGCCAAAAGAUUCCUCUCCUCCUCAUCCUCGGCCUCAGUAUCCUCGUCAUAAUCGCAGGCAGUGUUCGUUGCGUUCGCGUUUCAUACGAAAUCGAGUCAACUGUCGACAUUCCAUACGUCAGCAACGAUCUCACGAUCUGGACCUCGGUCGAAAUGAACACUGGGAUCUUCUACGCCUCUGCUCCCAGUUUCAAGCCUCUUCUUCGGAAGAUUGCACCGGGAUUGCUAUCCAGUGCUUAUCGAAGCAAGAACACAAGUAACUUUGGGAACUAUGCGAGCGGAACUAGAACUGGUAAAAGAACGGUAACGAAGGAAGCUUUUAAGCUGAGUAGUCAGACCAAUCUGGGGACGACUGGAGCAGAGGAUAGAGCUGAGGAUAUUUGGACGGGCGGGAGGAAGCAUGGGAAUACGAGCAGUAUUAGCGAUAUAGGGAGUGAGCAGGAUGACAUCUUGAUCGGGAUCGGUGGGGUACCGAGAGGAGGUUGAAACAUUAUAAAUACGGUCAAGAUACCGGUUCCAAGUCAUGAGUUUAAUGGGGAGCAUGGAAAGACAAGAUUUUGAGCAGGUUGAAAUUGACAAGCUCCAUUGAAGAUUAUUGUCCAGUAUGUGUAUUGAAUAAUUUUCCAAGUUUUGUAGUCUGAACGAACACCAAAUCCAGAGCUUGUGAGCUGAAGAUAAGUCUCGAUGCUACAUAGUCGAUCAGUGUAGACUGUAUCCUGGGACUUCGCUGCGGAUAGCAUUUUUCAUCGUGGGUUGAUAAGCACGACUGUUCCUUGGAAUCGCACAUUACCAAGUUUCGCUCUGCAAUUGAGGAAAGGGGAAGAAGCAAGUUGAUACAUCUGGAGAAGCCAAAGCCUUCGUUCAAAAAGGACCGUUCUUAAGUAGCCCUGUGAGUGGGAGGGUUGCGGACGUGAUCGAG